AUCAAACAAAUCUUUCUUUCAUUCCUCAAUUUUCCCAUUUAGAAAGCUAGAUAAUCUGUCAAAAAAAAAGCUAUUUUUGAGCUAAUUGCUACAUAUCAAAUGGCUGUUUUUUCAAGAAAUGUGUUUUCUUCUUCAGUAGUGGCAGUUCUGUUUUUCCUUCUGUUGAGUUUCACUGACGCAAGAGACCAUUUGGUUGGUGGAAAAACUGAUUCUUGGAAAAUCCCAUCUUCCGAAUCAGAUUCCCUCAAUCAUUGGGCUGAAAAAUCGCGAUUUCUUAUUGGAGAUUCUGUUGUGUGGAAGUAUGAUGGGAAAAAAGACUCUGUUUUGGAAGUGAGCAAGAGGGACUAUGUGACAUGUAACACAUCAAGUCCAAUAGCAGUGCACAAUGAUGGGAACACAAAGAUAGUGUUGGAACACUCAGGGGCAUACUAUUUCAUAAGUGGAGCAAAAGGGCAUUGUGAGCAAGGACAAAAAUUGAUUGUAGUGACAUUGUCUGAGAAGAACAUGAGGAGAUUCGCGGAUGCACCAGCACCAUCUCCAGUAGAAUUUGAUGGUCCAGCUAUAGCUCCUUCUAGCAAUGCUGUUAGUUUGAAGGCUAGUUUGGUUGUUGCUUUUGGGGUUUUAGUGGGGUUUUGGAUGUGAAGUGAUGGAAAUUCAUUGAUUUAUUUGAUUGAGGUUAGGGGGAAAGGAUUAAAGGUGGUGGCCUUCUUGGUCAUUGCUUCCUUAAUUAUUUUAUUCUUUUAUUCAAUUUGUUAUUUACUUUCCUG
Messenger RNA from Solanum dulcamara, 767 nucleotides. RefSeq names its product early nodulin-like protein 1. The record is from RefSeq and is a predicted model, not a curated record. Gene Ontology annotation, cellular component: plasma membrane. The transcript is spliced from 2 exons. NCBI's taxonomy places the organism in Eukaryota, Viridiplantae, Streptophyta, Magnoliopsida, Solanales, Solanaceae. Bases 100 to 642 code for a protein of 180 amino acids. Gene Ontology annotation, molecular function: electron transfer activity.